Molecule: messenger RNA, 1635 nt
Organism: Akanthomyces muscarius
Lineage: Eukaryota; Fungi; Ascomycota; Sordariomycetes; Hypocreales; Cordycipitaceae
Exons: 3
Coding region: 1-1635 (544 amino acids)
Biological process (GO): basic amino acid transport; transmembrane transport
Cellular component (GO): fungal-type vacuole membrane
Molecular function (GO): basic amino acid transmembrane transporter activity
Source: RefSeq, a predicted model, not a curated record
AUGGCAGGCCGAGGCCGAGAUCGGUCGAGCCAAGGACCGCCUGCCGAGAUGCCCAACGGCGACGCUUCAGAAACAACACCGUUACUGAGGGCAUCAUCAACUGAGCACCUCCGAGAGCGUGGCGAGCUGCCCUUUUCCAAGCUCAUGCUGGUCCUGAGCACCUCCUUCUUCGGCGUCUUCCUGGCUGCCCUCGACUCCAGCAGCAUCGCCACCCUGUCGGCGCCCAUCGCCAGCGAGUUCCGCUCCCUCAGUCUGCUCUCCUGGCUAGCGACCGCCUACCUCAUCGCCAACGCCGCGUGCCAGCCCAUCACGGGCCGGCUGACGGACAUUUUCGGCCGCCGCGCCGGCAUCGUGGCCAGCAGCCUGCUCUUCGCCCUGGGCAGCCUGCUCUGCGGCCUGGCCCCCAACGCCGGCACCAUUGUCCUCGGCCGCGCGGUCGUGGGCGUUGGCGGCGGGGGGCUGAUUUGCAUCCCCAUGUUCCUGACCUCGGACCUAACCCCCCUGCGGAGGCGCGGCGUCCUUCAGGGCAUUGGCAAUCUGUGGUACAGCGCCGGCGCCAUGCUGGGCGGCGUCUUUGGGGGCCUGCUCCAUGAUCGCACCAGGAUGGGCUGGCGGCUCGCCUUUCUGAUGCAGGUGCCGCCGGCGCUACUGCUGAUUCCGGCUGUCUGGGUGCUGGUCAAGGUGCCGCCGAAACAGUCGGACAAGUCGUAUCUAGCUCGGGUCGAUUACCCUGGUGCCUUUUUUACCUGUUCAUUCCUGGUACUGCUGCUGCUAGGGCUGAAUACAGGUGGCACAUUGGUACCAUGGAGUCAUCCACUACCACUGACGACUCUUCCGCUCUCGGUUGUCUGCUUCGUCGGGUUCAUUUGGUGGGAAAGCAAAGCUACGCAGCCCAUUAUUCCAGUGCGUCUUUUUCGCAAUCGCACCAUCCUCUCCAACUGCUUUGGUAGCCUGUUCAUAUCCAUGGUGCUCCUGAUUGCCACCUACUACGCUCCCUUGUAUCUACAGGUUCGUGGUGAUUCGGCUGCUGCAGCUGGCGUGAAGUUGCUAUGGCUGCCCCUGGGCGGGUCGAUCGGCUCACUUGCAACUGGAUACGCAAUGGCUUGGACCGGCAAGUACGUGCGACUGGGGAUUUUUGGCAGCCUGAUCCUGAUUGCGGGUACGAUACUUUUCGCUCUCCAGAGUGAAGUCACUUCGUCCUAUUUGACAUGCGUCGCUUUGGUGCUUGUUGGAGGUGGGUUCAGCGUCGUCUCGACGACUGUCGCUGUUGCGAGCAUUGCAGCAGCCGAUCACUCGCAACAGGCUGUCAUUACCUCUGCUAUCUUUUUGGCCCGAAGUGUAGGUGCUAUGCUUGGUAUAACAUCAGUCUCUGCUGCCUAUCAAAACAUAUUGAAAAGCAGACUGUUGGAUCGCUUUGGAGACGAACAAGAGGCGCUUGAGGAGAUUGGUCGCAUUCUGGAUAGUCUGGAAGAGAUCAACCAUCUUCCGGAAGGGUGGAAAGAUGGCGUCAUGGUCUCGUUCAUGGAGGCUUUUGACGCUGUCUGGUACACGACGAUUGGUGCGGCCGUACUGGCUUUGGCGUGUAUCUGCCUCGUCCAGCAGCAUGAGCUCCAUUCAAGACUAGAUAGGCGAUAA